This is a messenger RNA of Trematosphaeria pertusa, 1252 nucleotides long. RefSeq lists its product as uncharacterized. The record is from RefSeq and is a predicted model, not a curated record. NCBI's taxonomy places the organism in Eukaryota, Fungi, Ascomycota, Dothideomycetes, Pleosporales, Trematosphaeriaceae. The transcript has 2 exons. The coding region runs from base 40 to 1035 and encodes 331 amino acids.
CCUCCAUCCAAUCUACUUCUACCGCCGACACCGCCCAGCAUGCUCGACAUCGAAGAAUACGAGGACGUAUUCCCGGAGGGAGGCUAUCCCGCGAGUCUCGUUGACAGCAUCCAAGAGAGCCAGAUGCAGCUGGGAGGACGAACCUUCUUCGAGCGAUUAUUAGAGCUCCUCCAAAUCAAAUGGCGCAGAAUCUACCCGCCGCAAGACGAGCCCAAGCUCCGCGAGCUGCACAAGCGCAUCGUCGAGGCGCCAAUCACGCUCCACUACAAGCACUGCCUGAUCUUCUACCUGCUCAAAGACCUGGCGCCCGUCUUCCACGAGCAGCCCGACCUCGCCACCCAGUUCGCCGAAGACGUGCACCUCGAGAAGCGCUUCUGGACCUUCAUCGAGGGCAUCUGGGAGCUGGACCAUCUGCAGUUCGAGACCGCCGUCGGCAACCUCACGCAUCCGUCGAUCCUCCCCACGUUCCCCGACGAGAUCCUGCUCGCGCUGCUGGGCCGGCGGAACAAGAUGCCUGGCAGCGUGUCGGCGCGGGAUAUCCUGCCGCUCGCGUACUACAAUUGCGCGAAGCCGCCGCUGGUGGGCGAGCACGUCCAGACGGAGUUUGCGCGGUACAUGGCGGCGAGAAAUGUCACUGAGGCGUACUACUGGAUCCGCACGCGGCCGGAGCACGAGCACCACGCGCUGCUGGAGGUUAUGGUGGACCAGACGCUGCAGCGGCGCGACCGGGCGGACUAUGAUGCCCAUGAGCUGUAUCCGGCGGAGGACAGGGUGAUGGAGUUGGUCGGCUUGCCGUUCAGCGAAGAGGAGGACGAGUGGAUUGAGAAGUUCUUGACUGAGGGGAAGGGGCGCACGUUCAGGCAGGCGGAGGAUACGGUGGUUAUGAGGAGGAUUGCGACGGGCAGGGUGAGGGAUGUGGCAAGGGAGAAGGGGCAUAAGGGGAGGAAGUAUGAGGGUGUUAAUUGGGAGAUAUUGAGGGAUGGCAUGGCGAAGGGGCUAGGGCCGAGGAGGGAUGAGGAGGCCUUUGCGGUAUGAGAAUUCGGAGAUAGGAGGGACGGCUUCUGCGUAAAGAGCGGCGUUCAGGCGGUCUAUGACGGAGAUGCGAGAUUGGGCAUUCGAGUUUGACGGACUGUCGGCUUUGAAUUGCACCAUGGAGCACUCCGCGACAUCCUUCGUCAUUGGACUGUGUCUGGCGCAUACAAGAGCGCGUGGAGGCGAUUCUGGUCAGCCGUUCGACGGGCGGGCGAAGAGA